AUGUCCAACACACAAGUCAACAUGGAAGAUGAGCCCGAUUGUGGCUCAGAUGCUGAUGUGAUGUCCGAUGAUGGACUUUACAUUCUUGGAAUUUCAGCAACAGAACCUGCUGGCACAACAACUUUUGAAAUAGAUGUUACCAAGAGGAAAAGAAGGAGUAUUGUUUGGGAGGAGUUUGAAAUUCUUGAGGGGAAGGGUUUUAGUGAUGGGAAGGAACGAGCGAAAUGCAAUAAGUGUAGGCAAAUCUAUAAGGCUGAUAGUACUACUAAUGGAACUGGAACCCUUAGGAGACAUAUUUUACAUUGCCCAAAACGAGAAAACAAAGGACCAACCCAAAUGACUCUGGGUGUUAAUGAUGGGAAAUUAAUGUUAAGAGAUAAAAAGGUUGACCAAGUCUGGGUGCGUGAUAAGGUCACGAGGCUUAUUGUGAGACAUGAGUUACCUUUAAUCUUUGUUGAGUAUAAGGAGUUUAGGGAAUUAAUCACAUACAUUUUUCCUGACUGCACCCAUAUUACCCGCAACACACAAAUGGCGAAGAUUUUGAAGUUUUACAAUUUGGAGUCCAAUAGAAUCCAUAAUCUACUCAAGUCAUUUAAUGGGAAGAUUUCUUUGACAAGUGAUCUAUGGACAUCCAUCACCAAUGAUGGAUACUUAUCUUUGACUGGCCAUUAUAUUGAUAAUGAUUGGGUGUUGCAUAAGAAAUUAUUGAAGUUUUGCAUCAUGCCACCUCCACAUACUGGCAUCAAUAUUUGUGAAAUGGUUUUAAAGAUCUUGUCUGAAUGGGGUAUUGAUCGGAAAUUGUUUUCAAUUACUUUGGAUAAUGCUACUUCUAAUUUCAGCUUUGUUGAGUUGUUGAAGAGAAAUCUGAAUUUGAAGAAUGCUCUUUUUUGUAAAGGAGAAUUCUUUCAUAAUAGGUGUUGUGCUCAUAUUCUCAAUCUCAUUGUACAAGAUGGACUAAAGCACAUAGACGAGUCUGUGGCAUUGAUUCGAUCUAGUAUAGCCUAUGUGAAAGGAUCAUAA
Messenger RNA from Telopea speciosissima, 1020 nucleotides. Its product is annotated as zinc finger BED domain-containing protein RICESLEEPER 2-like. Lineage: Eukaryota; Viridiplantae; Streptophyta; Magnoliopsida; Proteales; Proteaceae. The record is from RefSeq and is a predicted model, not a curated record. Bases 1 to 1020 code for a protein of 339 amino acids. The transcript has a single exon. Gene Ontology annotation, molecular function: DNA binding.